Molecule: messenger RNA, 1926 nt
Organism: Penicillium verrucosum
Lineage: Eukaryota; Fungi; Ascomycota; Eurotiomycetes; Eurotiales; Aspergillaceae
Exons: 1
Coding region: 1-1926 (641 amino acids)
Biological process (GO): regulation of transcription by RNA polymerase II; DNA-templated transcription
Cellular component (GO): chromatin
Molecular function (GO): zinc ion binding; DNA-binding transcription factor activity, RNA polymerase II-specific; RNA polymerase II cis-regulatory region sequence-specific DNA binding
Source: RefSeq, a predicted model, not a curated record
AUGAAGAGGAAACAUCCAGAGCAUGAGAAGCACCGAGUGACGAAGAGGACACAGCCCCAACCAGUACCCAGACAAGACAGGCUGCAUUCUUCUGUAUCGCCGACAGCGGUCUCGCCUACAGGAAGUAAUGGUGGCUUGCCAUCUCCUGGGUCCGUGCAUUCGAGCCCAGGAGAGGAGACGAGGUUCGAUAGUGAUGCGGUCUGGCGCCCGGUGAUGCGGUAUCAGCAGCAGCAGCAGCAAUUUGACCGUGGCCACCCCACGGAAAACCCAAAUAUCGCUAUGCCAAGGACCGGGAUAGCUAAGACACAACUGACAAGAGAAGAGCCGUUACAACAUCAAUCGACGACGUGCGACUCUGCUCUCAUCGAUCAGAUUGUCCAGGAUGCCACAGAUCUGGAGCGGAGCUUACUAUUAGGGACAUCUUUCCUGAAGUCCACCAAUCACCUUGACAACCAACUACAUCCGAUGACCACCUCAGAAGUCCAGCCACUCAAUACAAGUCUAGCCGAGUACAGUUUUAGUCACCCAAUUUUGGAUAGGUUGUCGCCGAAUGACAUCCCUCGACUCCAAGACGAUUGGGCCCCGACUGCCUUGCAAAUAUCAAGAGGCUGCAAUUUAUUUUUCGCCUCAGUCUCCCAUUUUCUCCCCUUCCUCCAUUCCUCGACCUUUGAUCCGACGCAAGUUCCUCCUCAUUUGGUUCUCAGUAUGCUUUGCCUCGCCUACCAAUAUGGCGAGGACCCAGAAUGCGGGGACCAAGAAGGCUCAGGCGAAAGCUUUUCUAUGCGUUGCUUCCAUAAAGCCCGAGCUCUCCUUGCCUCCGACGAAGAAAGGCCCGAUGCUUCAACAAUUAUCACCCCAUUGGUCCAAUCAUAUUUGCUCCUUCAAAUCUGUGCCAUGAUGUACCUUUGUGGCGACAACUCAGCAUGCGGCCUCAAAAUGCAUUCGCAUAUCAUAUCUCUAGUUCGCGCUGGACGAAUGACACAGCCAAUGACUGUUGAGUUGGGUGCGACCGCAGAUUUGGAGUCAUUAUGGCGAGAAUUUGUCAAAGCCGAGUCACACAAACGGACCCUUUUUGCAGUACACCAAAUCGACGCGCUUUGGUACCAAUUUCUUUCCAUUCCCCGCUCAAUCUCACAUCUGGAAAUCAAGCAUGAUAUGCCAUGCCCAGAAGACCAAUGGUCAUCAUCCUCUGCUGCCGAAUGGGCCCAUCGACAACUUGUUGCAAGAAAUGUCGGCCCCUCGGUCACUUACACCGAUGCUGUUCGACGCUUCCUUUCUUCUGAUGACGAAAUCACCUCCAUUCCGGCAUUUGACCCAUACGGCGCUAUCAACAUCGCGCAAUUUCUGAUCUCUAGCGCCCGGGAAAUCUCAGGCUGGUCUACAAUGACGGGGAUGCUCAGUAUGGAACGAUUUGGGGCAUUAAGAUCGUCCCUCGUUGCACUUAGUCCUUUUAUCUGCCCCGGAAACCACAUAGCGCAAGCAAGUCACGCCACUUCAUGCGCUGCAACUUGGGAGACUGCCAUGAUCGAGCUGCAGAUGUGGUCACCAUCCCACACUGGCGGAAUUGUGGAAGGAAGCAUAGAUGCCGUUCUCAGUCAGUCAACAUAUCUUGGACCAUCGCAAUUCCUGUGCGAUGCCAACACAGCCAAAAUUAUACAACCACAUGUCAACUGGUUCCUAAUAUAUCUAAAUGAAACGGUCAUACUGGACCCUGAAGCGCCGUGGGUGACCUUGUAUGCGUAUAAAGCUUUUUUGAUUGCCUGGCAGUUGAUACAUGCUGGCCUACCUGGUGCAAUGGACGCUGUGGGCGUCCGUGAUGGUGAUACGGAUGGAGCUCUGAUGUGGGCGAGAAAGGUCUUCGAGCGAAGACAGAAAUGGCAGAUUGGGAAACUCAUCUUGUCGUGUUUGGAUGAGCUAGAAAAAUGA